This is a messenger RNA of Nematocida ausubeli, 897 nucleotides long. RefSeq lists its product as uncharacterized. The record is from RefSeq and is a predicted model, not a curated record. Gene Ontology annotation, molecular function: protein serine/threonine kinase activity; ATP binding. Gene Ontology annotation, biological process: signal transduction; protein phosphorylation. The transcript has a single exon. Lineage: Eukaryota; Fungi; Microsporidia. The coding region runs from base 1 to 897 and encodes 298 amino acids. Gene Ontology annotation, cellular component: cytoplasm.
AUGGAUUCGAGUUAUAUGCUAAGCAACAUAGGAGAAGAAGACAAUAAGGAACUGGAAGAAAGCAUGACUUGCGCUGCCACAGGGCAAACAUGCCAGAUAAAGUACUAUGCGCACCAAAAAAUAGGAAGUGGCACCUUUGGCAUGGUCUAUAGAAUACUAGUCAAUGAGUCUGUCAGCUAUGCUCUCAAGAGAGUCUUUGAGAAGAGAGAAUACUUAAACAGAGAGCUAGAUAUUCUGUGCUCUCUUUCCCACCCAAACAUAAUCCGCCUUUUUUGGUACUUUUAUGGAGAGAGAAACGAGAAAGGAGUUGUUUUAAACCUAGUCACGGACUACAUAAAGAGCGAUGCUUUUUUGUGUAUCAAAGACCGUCGUUUUUUUAGCAGAGACGAGUUUAUCAUGUAUGCUAUCAUGCUGAUGGAGGGGCUGUCAUAUAUGCAUGGCCUUGGCAUAGCACACCGGGAUAUUAAACCAUCUAAUAUAUUGAUAGACACUGACGCGCAGAUAUUAAAAAUAUGCGACCUAGGAAGCGCCAAGAAGAUAGUUGGAUCCGCCAGUAACAUUCUCUAUAUAUGCUCGCGAUACUACAGAGCACCUGAGAUCCACAUGGGGCUUUCGUACGAUCUGAGCAUAGAUGUGUGGGGCGCAGGGUGUGUUUUGUUUGAACUGCUAACACACCAUGCGCUGUUUCCAGGCAGAAACUCAGAAGAGUGCUUAGAAGUGAUCAAAUAUUUUAUUCUGCAAAAUGGCCUUGCGAAUGUUAUUAAAAAUACAGAAAGAAAUGAUCUUGAUGAUUGCUUCUCGAUACUUAGAAAAAUGCUUGCAUACGAGCCCUCUAAAAGGAUAACUGCGCUUGAGGCGCUAAUCUUAUUCAAAGGUCUGCAGAACAAGCCCUCUUAG